AUGGCUUUGCAGUCUUUAUGCAGACCGUCGUCGUUAGCUCUCUCCCGGCUGGCAAUUUCCCGGCGUAUGCCGCUGGCGAUUGCUAUCGCCAAUCAAGUCCGAUUCCAAUCUACAAAGGCCGCGGACUAUCAAAUCAUUACUCCUCUAGAUGCCCAAAAAGCCCUUGCCGCUCAACGCCUAAGUCGGCCUGUAGCGCCGCAUCUUACUAUCUACAGAUGGCAGAUUGGCGCCAUCUCGUCCGCUCUUGAGCGUCUUACGGGCAUGGUGUUCUCUGGCGGGCUGUACCUGUUCGGCACGGCAUACCUUGUUUCCCCUUACCUCGGCUGGGACCUCUCGACAACAGCCAUGGCGACUGCAUUUGGCGCGCUGCCGCUGAUUGCUAAGGCGGGACUAAAGUUUCUCGCUGCGUGGCCUUUCGCAUUUCACGUUGUCAACGGGUCUCGGAUUCUCGUCUGGUCCUCGGCGAAAUAUCUGACAAAUAAACAUGUCAUUCAAACGGGAUCUUUCGUUUUCGGCCUUGCCACAGUAGCUGCUGCUGCGUUGGCAUUCUUGUUAUAA
Messenger RNA from Ophidiomyces ophidiicola, 558 nucleotides. RefSeq lists its product as uncharacterized. Gene Ontology annotation, biological process: mitochondrial electron transport, succinate to ubiquinone; tricarboxylic acid cycle. Lineage: Eukaryota; Fungi; Ascomycota; Eurotiomycetes; Onygenales; Onygenaceae. Gene Ontology annotation, cellular component: membrane. The coding region runs from base 1 to 558 and encodes 185 amino acids. The record is from RefSeq and is a predicted model, not a curated record. Gene Ontology annotation, molecular function: succinate dehydrogenase activity; electron transfer activity. The transcript is spliced from 3 exons.